Messenger RNA from Syzygium oleosum, 2328 nucleotides. Its product is annotated as sister chromatid cohesion 1 protein 2. NCBI's taxonomy places the organism in Eukaryota, Viridiplantae, Streptophyta, Magnoliopsida, Myrtales, Myrtaceae. The record is from RefSeq and is a predicted model, not a curated record. The coding region runs from base 220 to 2160 and encodes 646 amino acids. Gene Ontology annotation, molecular function: chromatin binding; protein binding. Gene Ontology annotation, biological process: synaptonemal complex assembly; replication-born double-strand break repair via sister chromatid exchange; mitotic sister chromatid cohesion. Gene Ontology annotation, cellular component: cohesin complex; synaptonemal complex. The transcript is spliced from 13 exons.
AAAAAAAAAAAUUCAGAGCUUCCAGUCUUCCUCUGCACUCUUCUCCUCUGACGAAGUCGACCGUUUCUUCCUCCUACAAAAGAGCCCUCCUCCCUCGCGAGACAUCUCUGCGGCAGAAGCGAACGCCUCGCAGGUAACCUCCAUUCGCGAGCAAGGCACCGGAAGAAGAAGGAGAAGAACAAGUGGAGGAGGAGGAGGAGGAGGAGGUGGUGGUUCGUCAUGUUCCAUUCGCUGAGCCUCUCGAGAAAGGGACCUCUGGGCUCCGUAUGGGUGGCUGCUUACUACCACAAACGCCUCAAGAAAGCUCAGGUCGCCGAGACCGACAUUCCCAUCUCCAUCGAUAAGAUUUUGCAGGAUGAAUUAAAUGUUGUCACGUAUAGAGUGUUAGGCUACUUUCUCCUCGGGGUUGUGAGAAUAUACUCGAAGAAGGUGGAGUAUUUGUUUAACGACUGUCAUAAGGUGCUUAUCAAAGUGAAGGAAUUUGUGGUAAGUGAGAAUGGAAAACAUGGCUCAUGUGCUGAUAUACUGGGUGCUCCUCGUAGCUCGAUCAGUCUCCCAAAGAGAUUCGAACUCGAUGCUUUUGAUCUGGAGAUUGUUGACGAUGUUAGUAGGGGUAAUCUGAUGCUGCCGGAAGAGAUCACCCUUCCAGAUGAUAUGUGGAGAAAUAAGGAAAUAGCCCAGUCCUCUCUAAGGAAGGUACAAGCGCGUCAUUGGGAAGAAGGAACCGCUCAUUUCGACAGUUCCUCCUCUGACUAUACUGCAGUGAAAGAUGAUCUUCCAUCUCAUUCUCAUGUGAUGGACACUGAUCACGGAACGGGUGCAUCAGAUUAUCAGAAUUACACCAGCAUGGAGAGGCUUCGAGAUGAUAGAUUUCAAGAAGGAUGUUCAUAUUCUCUCACUUUUCUCGGCGUUGGAGGAAGUUCUUUAGACCCUGACUGGUGGUUUGGUGAAGAUAAUCACGCUGAUGAGCAGCAGAUGAGUCCUAAGGAGGUAUCACCAGCCAGUGGUGAGAAGCUUCAGGAUGAGAUAGAUCUUCAGAAACCAGACAAGAAUUCUUUGACAGAUGGGACUGGCAUGGAACCUUCAGCCCUACUUGACACAUUUUUGGAGGAGCAUUUUUCCCAUCCACAGACACUGAAGCUACCUGAACUGCUGUUAACUGAAACCAGAGAGCAUGAGGUUCUCAAAACACCAGAAAAGCAAGAUGUUCAAGGUGCUCCUACAUCUGAUUUCAUGCUUAUUCCGACACCUACCCCCAAGGAGCGUCCGCGGACAAAGAGGAAAAGGAAGGGCCUAUAUGAUGAUCUAAUUGUGCUGCCUAAUGCGGCCAUCAAGAAAAGCAUUCGUGACGCAAGUGACUUGGUGUGCAAACGAAGGAAGGCUCCUCAUAAUGACUAUGCUGUGUGGAAAGCCACUAGAUUGUCCAAUGCGACCAUUAGGUUCUUUGAGCCCCUCCUUCCUUCAGGUACUUCGGCAGACCUCAGAAAUCUCUUUCUUAGGAAAGAUAUUGACUACUUGGUACCUCAGGAAGCUGCUGGAGUUUGUGAAAAGGGCGACAGACCAGAGACUUUGGGACCUCAGGAAGCUGCAGGAGUUUGUGAAAAGGGCAAUUUACUAGAAGUUUGUACCGAUGAUAACGCAGUUGAGUUGGGAAUAGCCCCAGAAACACCAGUCCAACGCUCAUCAUCAAGGAGACCCUUUGAAAGCCCAAAUGUUAGUACCCCAGAUGGAACGAAGCCCGAAAAAUCCAAUGAAAUUGCAAGUUUGGGUCAAGACGUGCCCAUGGUUGAGGAUCAAGAUCUUGGUUUUAGUCUAAUGAAUGAGGAGUUGAGCUCAUCUGCAGGACAUAACCACGAUGAAUGUGGAUGGACGGGGAGAACAAGGCAAGAUCAUUUAACUUGGUUGAAUCUGUUUAUAAUUGUGGCAAGACACUUGCAAAGGAUAUCCAAUAAACAAAGUAAAAGCGGGGAGGAAGAUGUGCUUCUCUUGUUGCAAGUUUCACAGGGGAAAACAAAAAAGGAAAGUGCAAGGCUCUUCUAUGAAAUACUGGUGCUGAAAAGCAAGGGAUACAUCGAAGUAGAGCAAGAGAAGGCUUAUGGCGACAUUCUCCUGGGGAGGCUUCCCAAAUGGGAACAAGCUUUUGGAGCUGAUGGCCCAUGAGUAAGAUUAGAUUGGACAGGAUCGGAUUAAUGCACAUAAAGUUUUGAGCUUUCUUCGCAGUGUACAGUCGGAUCGCAGGUUAGGUUCAGGAGUUCAGGUCCCUUGUAGUGAAUCUGUACAUAAAAGUUAGAGACCUCAUUUCAUGUAGAUGACAUUUCUGAGUUGGUU